Cooperia oncophora is the source of this 1347-nucleotide messenger RNA. Lineage: Eukaryota; Metazoa; Nematoda; Chromadorea; Rhabditida; Trichostrongylidae. The record is from the annotation of a GenBank genome assembly.
UUGCUAAUAAAAACUUCCAAUUUUCAGCGUUGCUUUGGAUUGUCGAUUCGUCGGAACCCGAUCAUUCAUCGUGUCUGCUGCACGAAAUUGUUCCUUCAACGAGUAUGCGAACCAUCACUGAUUACUGUAUUGGCGGAUUAUCUCCACAUCGCUGCCACUAAGGAGAUGUACUUGCAAGCGAUGGAGGUGAACUUUGAAAUCGAUGCUUCAGAUGUUUGGAGAAAGUUAUUCGACAUAGCAAUAAAAGGAGUGGAGAUACGACUUGCUAACCCAGACGUAACGAUUCGACAAUCGGGAAUGUUCGUCGGCGAAACGUUCUCUGGGUGGAUGGGUGGAGAACGGUUAGAAUUUGAGUAUGCCGAAGAUUCCUGGCUGGCAGAAAUGCGCAGAAUUCGUGAUGGUGUUUCUGAAGCACCGACAAGCGCCACUAACUGCGAAGAGCCAUCCUGCCCACCGGAAUGCGGGGACAUCCAAUUGCCGUCGUCGUCUAGUGCUGUCAAGGAUACCCAGGUUGUUGACAGUGACGAUGAGGAGGAUUUCCCGGCCUAUGACUUACCUGAAACCGAAAAAAAUUUCGAAGUGCUUUCCGAAGGCGCUGAACCCGAGAAAAAGGCGACAGCACCAUACUACAUCAGAGAUUGUUAUGAGCAUCUGAGUGAAAAGGAGAAGUAUGAGGUAUUUGAAGCGGCAUUUUUCGCUUUGAAUGAGAUGAUUAGAAGAAAAGCGAUUGGAUUUGUUGAUAUUGCCAGUAAUUUGGCGAAGAAGUUGAUCUUCCUGGAGGAUAAGUUCUCAACGAAAGGCUUUGAGCCCAAUGACUGGAGAGCAGUAGUGGAAGCACGGAUACGCUCUCACACACGAAGAUUCACGAGCAAGGAGAAGCCACAAGUUACGGCUCCGAAUCGAUUUGCUCCCGUUGCGACCCUUUUCUUCUACCCUCUGUUGAGAACUCAAACGGAGGAGCACUUAGAACUGAAGGGUCGCGAUUCGCCUCUCCUUGCACGUCUGAUAUUUUGCGCGAGUGAUAUCCUCCAGAAGGCAACGAAUGCUCCGACUGUGGUAAAGAUGGCCAUGUCUUUGGCAGACGUUGUUGCACCAUUAAAGUUCCACCCAGAUGCAUUUAUUCGAUCGUCGGUUCUGUUUGCCUACUUUUCUAUAUCAGUUGCAGUUCCUGAUGGGGUUUUCUUCGAGCUGUUUGGCAACCUUGUACGGGGUUGGAUAGAGUGGACGACGAUGUGUGCAGACGACGUGGACGCAUCAGAGCAACAGCGAAAUUUAGCGAGAGCAGUUACAGCCACACUACUGCAAAAGGUCGACGCAACGAAUACUAUAGAGGAAUCGCGCAGUUGA